CAGCAGUUUUCAACAGCAUUUGAACUAAAAAGAGCUCAUAAUUUGAGGCUGUGUCCAACGCAACUUUUUCAAGGGACCUCAACCAUGUGCCUUACGCAGGAAGACAAACCGCUUACAAUGAGAGAAUUGAACAAAGCUAAAGUUUACGACUUUGACUUCAAAUAUGGCCAAAAAUCUUAUUGGGAUUUCAACGAUGAACUUGCUGCGAUAGACCUGAGCAUGAUGCAAAGCCCAAAGUUAAACUGUCAUCGGAGGAUAAAGCGAGGAAAGUACCCCAAGUUUAGGUUUGUUCCUAGUCUGGAGGACAUUAAGGAGAACGAAUUUUUUGAUACACAACUGGGGAAUUCUAAGAAAGUCACUACAGAUUUGGUUUCCAUUCACGCGAAGCGAGCUCUAAAUCGCGGAGUGCAGCCAAUCAGGGAAGAAGGACGUCAUCAUCACAGGAAGCGUCACGUACGAUGUUUUUGUCGAAAGGCAUAA
This is a messenger RNA of Pocillopora meandrina, 480 nucleotides long. Lineage: Eukaryota; Metazoa; Cnidaria; Anthozoa; Scleractinia; Pocilloporidae. The record is from the annotation of a GenBank genome assembly.